AUGGAGGUUUCGUUAGUUCCCAGGAGCGUCCCAUGCCGGCCCUCGGCGGCGGCGAUCCUGCCGGCAAGCGACAGGCUCAACCCUGGCAUCCUUCGAAGAGGCAGCUGGAUCCGGCGAGGGGAUACUGGCCGCGUCAGUAGGUCUUCCCACGUUAUCCGAGCCAUUGAGGGACCUUCUGACCUCCCUCCCGUGGAGAUUUCCUGGCAAAUCACUGUCGGCGCCUUAGGUACCGAUAUUUUAGAAUUUGGCUUGACUAAGUAGUACCUGUUGUCCUUGAUACGUCAUGGUCAACAGAGUAUGCGACACUAUUGGUCUUCGCCUUUUUAGACCCUGAUUCAACUGAAAAUAUUGCAGCUGGAAUCACACCAUUCGUCGUCGCGGGAAUCGAGUUCAGCAAACGAAUUGUGAGUUGAUCUUAAGCUCAUCUCGAAGAAAGAAUUGGGACCUUUUACUUGUCUCUCGGAUGGUGAUUCACUAUCUCUUUGCUGGAUAAGAAGUUGCAUGAGCCACAUAAAUUCAAUGAAUUGUAAAUUGAAUUAUUAAUAUAAUAAUUUUCCUCAUAGUUGAUCCUGGAUUUAGUAUUUGUCCUCCAGGAUUACGGCACGUGUCCCAGAGUUGGGUAGAAAACAGUUGAAUUUAACAAGUACCCUACCCUUCGAGUAGUUGCGCGUCUCAUUCUGAAUUAUACAGCCCUCGAGCUAUCUAAAAAGAAAGGUUGGGGGGGGUACUGAAACUGGAUUCAGGCCAUAAUAUUUCUUCUGCAUUGAUCUCUCAUCAAUGUACGAGGGUAAAUUUGAUUUCGUCUACAAAUAAAAUUAAAGUAAUGUGCACCAUAUUUUUAUGUCUUGGAAUUUUAAAGCAUGCGAGUCGUGCCUCCUGUCCAAGUAUGUUUACAUAGAUAGUCGGAAUCCCCUGAUGAAUAAUGUGACAUUAAUACUGCUUUCAACUCAUGGUGCGAAGUAAUUGAUACAAUCGUGAUUCAGCUCUUUAAUGUGAUCUAUCCUGUCUAACCAGGGAAUGUUAACUUCUCACGAUGGUAAUGUGUCAAUUUUUUUCGAACAAAACGACUUUGGAUAGAGGCUUCGUUUGCGUCUUACUUUCCUGAUCUCAUGAACCCGAGUAAUAUGUUUACACAAAUUUAUAAAGACAUCCAAAAUAUUGUUUAGAUGUGUAAAUCCAGUUUUCUCUGGAGAUCCGGGCCACCAUAUGAAUUUAAACAGCCAGAUCUCUUUUUUUGAUUUUCGACGUCAGGAAAUUCCAUUACAGACUCUGUACCACCACAUGUAUGAGGGUGAAUCUCCAUUGCGGUGAAUUUAACUACCUAAGAGGUUCAGUUAUGGUUCCUUCGCUAGCACUUAAUGAAUCUUACCUAUUCCCUACCCCCUGAUGAAAGAAAGGAGGUACAAUGUCAUUCAUAUUUCUUGAAGACUGACUGUAAGAUAUUCAUAUGGCUCUUUCCCUAUCAGACACCUUUCUUCUAGUCUCCAUCUAUUUCAUGUCCCUAGAAUGUUUUGUCUCGAGAAAAUCAUGAAAUAACACGUAUUUUAUCUGUGUUUUGAAGUUAUCAUAGUUGAAGGUGAUGUAAUAAAUUUGAAAUUAUUAGUUUUACUUGUCCUUUAAACUUCAUGUAAUUUAAAGUAUGGUAAUAUAAGGUUUCAUUUUACAUUAGAGUACAGCUUUUUAAAAGUGAGAUUUUUCUCAUCUAAUGUAUUCUUGUUAAAGGAUGGGCAUACUUUAAUGAUUACUUGAUGACGAAGGACAUAAACUUUCUUUCAAGUUACGUUGAUAUUUAUAAUGCACAUUUUAGCACUCGAUAUCUGGAGGCUGAAUUUCAUGACGACCAGGUAUAAAGUUAUUGAUGGGUGUCAAACAUUUACAGCAGUGUCCUCUACUGCAGUAAUUCAGUCGGAAGCACUUUUUGGCAUGAUUCAGACUUCUCUGCUCAGCGUGUCCCAAAUUGGCAGGAAGCUAGAAGGAUGAUACCUGGGGUUCAUGAUACCUCACAAUUAGGGUUGAAAUAUUUCUAAUGGAUGACAAAUUAUGGGGUACACGAGUGACUAACUCUAUGCACAAAUUUGGUGUCUCUGCUAAUGCGUAUAUAGUCUGGUCUUAAUUUUUCCUCUAUGCACAAAUUUCUAAGUUCUCUGUGACCAUUGUGUCUACUUAUUCGCUCUCUUUACAACGAAUCUGAUCCCAUUUAUUGUUGCCCGGAUGACAAGGGAUUAUCUCCAUGCUAUCAAUCGUUCAAUCAUUAUCAUAAUAAUGUAGUAUUUUGUUCCAUCACCGCAUUCAUCAAAGUAAAUCCUAAUCGCUGCACUUCAUUCCCAUUCGUACCCAUUUUGUGUUGUUUUGUGAUUCUGAUUAAAUCAGCGUCUAACGAGCCAAAAAUUUAACAGGCUGCACAGAGAAGCUGUGAAGUCUGUGGUGGCUCCGGACUUGUUGAAGUAGAGGGUCUGUAUGGCCGCUGCCCCGGUUGCGGUAUGUCAACGAAUUCUAUCACCUCCGAAGUCAACCUCUUUCCUCUGUUUGAUUCUAUACUAGAUCUGACAUGGAACGGCAACCAUCGAACCUAUGAGACUCUGACUCACUCUCCCUUGUAGGCGGCUUUCUGCCAUGGCAGUCAUGGAAGAGGUUCUUUACGGGUUAA
Spirodela intermedia is the source of this 2647-nucleotide messenger RNA. The record is from the annotation of a GenBank genome assembly. NCBI's taxonomy places the organism in Eukaryota, Viridiplantae, Streptophyta, Magnoliopsida, Alismatales, Araceae.